Messenger RNA from Rattus rattus (black rat), 1316 nucleotides. It is a transcript of the gene Tceanc, whose product is annotated as transcription elongation factor A N-terminal and central domain containing. The transcript has 3 exons. The record is from RefSeq and is a predicted model, not a curated record. Bases 171 to 1247 code for a protein of 358 amino acids. Gene Ontology annotation, cellular component: nucleus. Gene Ontology annotation, biological process: DNA-templated transcription. Lineage: Eukaryota; Metazoa; Chordata; Mammalia; Rodentia; Muridae.
UUACAGAAACUAUUUGCUGACCUCCUGUCCUGGAACAACAGCGGGACUUUCCAGGAUACAAUCAGUGACUACAAGCAAGAAAAGAAACUCACAAGCUGAAAGGAGAGAAAGCAUCUUGGACAUUUUGUAACAGAAGAGAAUAUCUCCUGAGGUGCUUGUCAGCUGUGAAAAUGUCUGACAAGAACCAGAUCAUUGCCAGGGCUUCCUUGAUUGAGCAACUGGUGUCUAAAAGGUAUUUUGAGGAUAUUGGUAAACAGCUUACUGAGCUAGAAAUGAUUUAUGUGUCUAAGGAGCAUCUGCAGGAGACAGAUGUGGUCAGAGCUGUUUACAGAGUCCUCAAAAACUGCCCAUCAGUGACUUUAAAAAAGAAGGCCAAGUGUCUGCUGGCAAAGUGGAGAGGUUUCUAUAAGAAUACACACUUCAAAACAAGGGAAAGCCUUAAAGUACUCCAUACAGAUAUUAAUAAAGAAAUAAGUGUUGCAGUUUCUCAGGAUGAAAGCCAAGAUGAGACACCAGGCUCUAGCCACAAUGAGAUAUUGGGUCUCUGUAGUUCUCUCUCUAGGCUGUCACCCCAAGAUGCUGCAAAGGCUGCUGCAGCAUUUGGGUCUGAAAGUAGCGCUGCUCAAAUGGAAAUUAAUGAAGGCUAUUUGGAGGGUGACUCUGAAUCUCCGAGCAAGAGCUCAGGUGUGCUAGACAAUCCCUUAGUGUCUGUGAGAUCUAAGUGCAUAGAACUUCUCUAUAAAGCCUUAGCUAGUUCUUGCACAGAUCACACAAAAGUUCACUUUUGGCAAAACUUAGCAAGACAAAUUGAAGAGCACAUUUUUACUCUUCAUGCAAACGAUAUCAAAAAAUAUAAAAAUAAUAUCCGAAGCAAAGUUGCCAAUUUGAACAACCCCAGAAAUUCUCAUUUACAACAAAAUUUGCUCUCUGGAACCAUAUCUGCAAGGGAAUUUGCUGAAAUGACUGUACUGGACAUGGCAAACCAGGAGCUGAAGCAGUUGAGAGCUUCCUAUAUAGAAUCCAGUAUUCAGGAACAUCACCUUCCCCAAAUAGUUGAUGGCACACACACAAAUAAAAUUAAGUGUAGGCGCUGUGAUAAAUACAACUGCACAGUCACUGUAAUUGCCAGAGGAACACUUUUCCUUCCAAGUUGGGUGCAGAAUUCAAACCCAGAUGAACAAAUGACCUAUGUCAUUUGUAAUGAAUGUGGGGAGCAGUGGUACCAUAACGACUGGGUGUGCUUGUGAUUUGUUAAUACUCUUUUCAAGGACAUAUGUUUUAAAUAUAAAACAUAACCUUCUGUGCUCACUUUUCAA